Sceloporus undulatus (fence lizard) is the source of this 7546-nucleotide messenger RNA. It is a transcript of the gene EPM2A, whose product is annotated as EPM2A glucan phosphatase, laforin. Lineage: Eukaryota; Metazoa; Chordata; Lepidosauria; Squamata; Phrynosomatidae. Gene Ontology annotation, biological process: protein dephosphorylation. Gene Ontology annotation, molecular function: protein tyrosine phosphatase activity; protein tyrosine/serine/threonine phosphatase activity; carbohydrate phosphatase activity. The record is from RefSeq and is a predicted model, not a curated record. The transcript has 5 exons. Gene Ontology annotation, cellular component: nucleus; cytoplasm. Bases 192 to 1157 code for a protein of 321 amino acids.
UUCAGUCGCCGAGCGUCGCGGCGCCGCCGUCAUCGUCGUCUCUGCCCUUUCGCCCCUAGCGGCAGGGAACGGAAGCCCAGCCUUGCGCCCUCUGUUUCCUUCUACUAUUGCCUGCUCUUCCCUCUUUCGCCCCUAGCGGCAGGGAACGGAAGCGCCCCCUGCCCCCUUCUGCUCUUGCCACCGCCGCUGCCAUGCUGUUCCGUUUCGGGGUGAUUGUGCCUGCGCGGCUGGCCGAAGGAGGCACAGUGCUCUGCGUGUCAGGUUCCCGCCCGGAGCUGGGCCAAUGGGAGCCCAAGCAAGCGCUGCCCAUGAAGCCCGUGCGGCCCCUGGCUCCCUUGCCCGCUCAGGAGCCCGUCCUGUGGCUGGCGGAGGCGGCGCUGCCCGAGGAAGAGGCCGCCUCCACCUUCUGGUACAAGUUCCUGAGGCGGCGCGAGACUGGCGACACUCUCUGGGAAGGUAAUGGGCCUCACCAUGAUCGAUGUAGUGUUUAUAACCCAAGCAACUUGGUUGAUGGAGUUUACUGCCUCCCAAUAGGGCACUGGAUUGAAGUUUCUGGGCACACUGAUGAGAUGAAGCAUACAACUGAUUUUUAUUUUAAUAUUGCUGGACAUCAAGCUAUUCACUACUCCAGAAUUUUGCCAAAUCUGUGGUUAGGAAGUUGCCCUCGUCAAGUGGAACAUGUGACUGUGAAGCUAAAACAUGAAUUGGGUAUUACAGCUAUCAUGAACUUCCAGACUGAAUGGGAUGUUGUUCAGAAUUCCUGGGGAUGCAAUCGCUAUCCAGAACCAAUGAGCCCAGAAGUUCUCAUGAAGCUAUAUAAAGAAGAAGGCCUUGCUUAUGUCUGGAUGCCAACACCAGACAUGAGUACAGAAGGUAGAGUACAGAUGUUGCCCCAGGCUGUUUGUCUUCUGCAUGGGCUGUUGGAGAACGGGCACACUGUCUAUGUUCAUUGCAAUGCAGGUGUUGGCAGGUCCACAGCUGCAGUCUGUGGCUGGUUAAAAUAUGUGCUGGGAUGGAACUUGAGGAAAGUGCAGUAUUUUGUGGCCUCCAGGAGAGCAGCUGUCUAUAUUGAUGAAGAAGCUCUGGACUACAGGGAAGGAGGAAAACCUGAUAGCUUGAUCAGGCUAAAAAUCUCAAAUCAUGUAUUUAUUUAUUAACUAUUUGUUUAUUUUUAAAAAAUUAAAAUGAUGCUCAGCUCAACUGUCAGAUAUAAAAUGUGUUUAAAAGCAAAUACCAAUUAAAGCAUAAACACAUUUAAAGCACAGUUGAAAGCACAUGUGUUAAGAGAAACACUCAAACAGUGAAAGGCUUUUCUGGCACUUAAUCUAGCUUUGCCUACCAGUAGAAUGACAGUGAAGGGAACCAGCCUUGACUCUCUUAACAGGACUGGAACAGACUACCCUUUAAAGCCACCAUCUAGACAGCUUGGGAGUGCGGUGUUUAUAUGCCAUGCAUUCUGAAGCCUCCUGGAAGUCAGGCAGCUGCCCAGACAUGCACGGCUUCAAGAUGCUCCAGCGGCACACCAUUUACGCACUGCACACUGCCAAAGCAUCUUGAAGCUGGCUUUGUGCUUCAGUGGAGCUGCAAAAGCCAGGGUUUUUUUCCAGCCCCAAAAGGCAUGAAUCUUUUCCACUCCUUUUUGGGCUGGCUUCAAAGCAGAUUAGGGGUGUGGCAUGUGGUUUCUGUGGCCACAAUCUGUCUUUGGAAGGGACAGCUUCAAGCUGCCCAUUUUUGACAGUCUGUUUCAGCCCAGAGGCUUCAAAAAUCUGAGAAAACCCUCUUGUGUCCCACUUGACUGUGUAAAAAGGUGGUGAGAGAUUGAAAAUAGCCUUGUCUCAGACUGUUUCAGUUUUGAGUAGCCUGAUCCCAGAUAAUUUCAGUUUCAUAGGUCAUAACUAGAACUUCCAAUUUCACCCCAAAAUAGGCGAGUAGCCAGUGCAUAAAUGAAAAGAAAAACUUUAAUAGGAAGAAAAUAAAACAAUUCUCAAAUGAAGUACUUAAAAACCAGUAAACCUUAACAGACUCCACCGCACCCCAAAACUGGACACUCACAAAUUAUCUCAAUCUCAACAGGAGUGUCCAGAUUCAUUUUUUCAAAAAAUCAGGGAUAGCUGUGUUGACCAUGAAACAAAUGGUGGCUGUGUGAUGUUUAGGGGAGGUAAGUAGGCAUGAGUGGAGCUAAGAAAAUGCACACAUACCAAGAAGAAAAAGAAGGAGGAGGACAGAGGAUCUUGGAGAUGUCUCAUCCAUAGGGUCGCCAUGAGCUGAGAUCGACUUGAGGGCAGUUAACAACAAAUUAGAAAAGCAUGGAAUUUAUGUAUUAACUUUCAUCUGCAUGAAUAAUAUUUUAUCUGACCACAUGUAAAUUGAUUUAGAUUUUGAAUAUAACUUUUUCCAAAUUAACUUCUAUUUUGUAUUUUCAAAAGCUGUAGGAAUUAAAAAGGACAAUUCCUGUUGUGUACAUUUAAUGUAUUAAAAAGAGUGACUUUCUGGCGAAACAUCAGGAAUAAACUCUUCUAGAAAAUGGCCACAUAGUCCGAAAAACCCACAAAAUCUAUGGAUGCCGGCCAUGAAAGCCUUCAACUCCACAUUAUUAGAUUAUUGUCAAUCAUAAGAUUGCUUGGAUUGGGACUUAUUUUAUUGCAUAGUUUCAGUCUGUGCCUCAAAAAGAGGUGGGUAUUUUGGGUUGCCAUGCUGGUGUACUAAAGCAUAUGUCAUGAUAUAUGACACAGGAGUCCUGUGCUUAUACUGCAUGUGCAGUACCACACAUCUGUCCCUUUUAAUAUAUUUUUAUAUUCUUGGUGGAGAUAGUUUACAUGAAGAGACUAUUUUCCUUCUGAUGUGAGAAUUAAGUGGACCAAGACAACAAUGGUUAUAGCCUCCUAAAGUUGGAGUAUGUGAUGUCUUUGGGAGGCAUCCAAGCUCAGAUAGUUAGGUACUUUCAAAAAUAAUUUAUUGUAGUUAUUAUUUCAAGGCCCCCAAAAGUAUAUCAUUCUAUUAUACUUCUAAUUUACUUUUCUGUUCCCCAAAGUAACCAGAAUACAUUUUAAUUACUCUGAAAAACAAAUUGGGAUGCUGCAGACUGCUGGUGCAGCAUGAACCAACCCAUUAGCCACGUGAUAUUCCUCUUCCACCAUUUAGUGAGAGUAUAUACAACUACCCCACAACUACCAUUGUAAGUUACAAUUAUAUCACAAAUAGAAUGAUGUCCCCCCCCCAAGUAUUAAUGUGGUUAUACUUUGUUAUUAAGAAAAUGAAUUAAUGGCAUUAAUGACAUGUUAUUUAUAAUUGCAGGUAUCUUGUAAGAGAUUAAGCUCUGGACUUUAUCAAAGAAAGAGUAAAAUGGAAGAAAAAAGGGAUGGCAAUGAAAUACUUUUUUUUUGAGGGAAAUAAUAAUGAAAGACAGAAGAGAUAAAGCAAAAUGAAAGUGGAUUUCUGCAGGCCCUUAAAACUGACAGUUGCAUUUGUCAAUAUUGAGUCCUACCUUCAAGCCCAUCAAAUAGCAUAUAAAAUGAUAUAUGAGAGCAAGCUAAACCAUAGCAUUUUACUUUGGUGAAAAGAAUCAAUCUUAAGCUCACAUCACUAUCAAAUCAUGUCCUAUCAAAAUACAAUUUAUUUAACUUUUCUGUAUUUAUUAUUAUUUUAAGAAAACUAAAAUCUCAUUCUUUCAGUUAAGGAAGAUGCCCCAUGACUGGGCUUGUUGGGUGCUAACCAAAGGAUUUGCUUUUGAUUUGACUUACAUUAUUUUCUAGUUUUGGCUGACUAAAGGCUGACUGACCUAUAUACUGUCAUCACUGUUAUUUAGCACUCAGGAAUUUGCAGCAGAGUGUGUGAACUCAGUCUCAAGCUGAGACUGUUUUCUUGCUCCCCAAAAAUGGACAGCCCUUGAUAACGGUCACAGAGUCCACAUUUUGUGACAUCCCUUUUCAAAAUAAAAAUAAAACAUUAUUUGGCUUCAGAUUUAACAAGACUGUUCAGCUUCCCAGCUGCUUCCAAAGACUAAGAGAGCUCAAAACUUCAGCUUGUGCAGUUAAAUCCCAUUUUAAUGAUUUUUAGCCUAAAAUCUCUUUAUGCAUUUAAUAAAUGUCAGUGUCAACACUGUUUUAACUAGGACUGAGUGGAUUUCCCAUGUUCCAUUGUGUAAUUCUGUUAUGGGUUGAUUCUUUUCUGCAUCCUCUUUGGUCUCCUGAAUUCCCCUUGAGAAAUUCUUUCAGACAGCAGCUUGCUGCAACGUUUUGUUCCUUUUGCUUGAAUGUGUGCUGCCAUUUACAUAAGCCAUGCGUACACACAAUGAUGCACAUUAAAAAACCAUUAUUAUUUUUCCAGCAUGCAUCCUGGAGCAUUAUCUCACUAACAUUUGUUUCUGAGAUCUUGUGAUCAUGUAUUUCUCAGAAAAGGAAGCAGUAAGUCAGUGGCAUGCUGCACACACACAUCAUGAAACAAUUUAACAGUGCCUCCAUAGAAUAUAACUGAAAUGGAAUUCCUUGCUUCACUGUCCCCAAAUGUAGUGAUGGGAAAGGGCAGCCUAUUUCAGCUAUUUUUUUUAGAGCGAUUAGAAAGUCAUGGCAGAAGCAUGGACUGCAUUGCAUACCCUCUGUUUCAAGCUACAGGUGUCGAGUAGAUUGGAAAGCAAUAAUUUCUGUUUGGAGCAUUUACUAGAGGCCAAGAGACAGAAAGAGAGCGAGAGAGAUUUGCAUUAGGUUCAGGAUUAUGCUGGUGGGCAAGGAGCCUAUUUUCUGCUCUCAUUUGCUGUGUUCAGCCAAUUUUACAUGCUAGACAGCAGGAUGAACACCUAAAGAAGGUCCAAGAUCACAGCAGGUAUCAAGCUGAUUUGCCAGCAUCCAGCCACUGGAGUGAGGAGUAGGCAAUGGAAUGAUCCUAUAACCCAAGAACCAGGAGACUUCAUCACCUCUCUGUGACCCUGAUAUCAAUUUAAUAUCAGAAGGGAUGUUUUAGGCAAGUAGCCCAAAUAGGAACUCCCCAGCACAGGGCACCAGCUAUGCCAGCCUGGGAGAAGCCCAAGACACUCAAACCAUGAUGAAAUCUCUCAAGAUUCAAAUCAUUUCACUAUGGAGAGGUGAAACCCCUUUUGUCUGAAAACAUGUACACCAAUAGUCCAGUUGUUAAUGCAUACCCCAACAUUCUUCUCCCCUAGGAAAACCAUUUAGCAAUGAGGUAAUCCAUUCAUCCUGAGAAUACUGCCCCAGGACAUGAUUUUGAGUAUAAAUGUAGAUGCUUUGGCAUUAGUAAUUUGGUAUAGUUUGGAGCAGAACAGAACCUCCAUCUGACCUCUGCUAGAUUCUUCAAUAAGCCAGCCACCCCCACUUGCCACAGUGACUGAGCCAUCUCCAUUCCAAACACCCCCAGAUCAGAGUAAUGCUUUGGGAAAGGUAGUAUCGCCUCAUAGCAACCCUCAAAGUCACUAUUUCUCCCACUUUUGAUUCAUUGAUUCUUGCGUGUGUGUUCACGAGAGUUUGUGUAUGUGUGUGUUGAUUAUUUCACCAGUAAAAAACUAAGAAACUUUAUUUGGAAUUGCCUCUCAAGUUCUGUGUGGCUUGGAACCAAUAUAUAGAGGGGCAGAUCCCAGGCUGAAUGUUGACCCAUUCAAGCUAUCUUAAUUCCCCUAUAAAAUAUUAUUUAUGGGUACCCUCUCAAGGCCUCAGCUUUUUGGGGAACAAUCCAGAUGUUUCAUCUCACUAAGUGAUCUAGGGCUGACAUUAGGGUUGGAAAAUUAAAGUGUUGCAUGGACAUUUUCUAAUCUUAUUUCACCUCUUCCAGAAAUGACCAUAGAAAAGAGCAUAGUGUGCCUUGGAAAUCUAUACAUCUUUCUAUUGGGAGGAGAAAAUGUACAAAAUCAUAUGUACAUUUGGCCAAUUCCCAUUACUGAAAAUGCAUAUUUUAGUUAAUGUCAGGGAGGCAUCUGAAUAUAUAUUAGAAAGUUGUGUACAAAAAUUUGAUGCCUUUCUAGAAUAUGUUGACCACACUCAAAAUGGAGAGGUGAAGUAGUGAUGAGUGAAUUCAACUAUGCUGAUAUUUGCUGGAAAUCAAACUCAGCCAAAACAUUAAGGUCUGGCAAAUUUCUCACUUGUUUGGAAGACAGUUUCAUUGUUUAAAAGUGGAAGAGGCAACAAGGGGACCAGCUAUUUUUGAUCUGAUCCUAACCAACAGGGAUGACCUGGUAAAUAGGGUGCAAGUAGUGAGGUCCUUAGGUGGGAGUGACCAUGUUCUCCUGGAGUUUGAUAUACAGUGGAAAGGGGAAAUCAAGCAUAGUCAGACACACAUUCUAGACUUUAGGAGAGCUGAUUUCAGUAAACUUAGAGAAAUACUGGGGGCGAUCCCCUGGUCAGGAAUACUUAAAGAGAAAGGAGUUGGCGAUGGAUGGGAGUUUCUUAAAAGUAAAAUAUUGAUGGCACAAUAUUGAAACAGUUCCAAUGAGGAGGAAGAAAUGAGAAGUUUCUGAAGAAACCAGAAUAGUUGUUUAAAGAACUUUCAACUGAGAUAAGAUUUAAAGGGGACAUGUACGGGAAGUGGGAAAGGGGGAGAAUCACCAAAAACGAAUUCAAAUUCAUAGCUAACGCAUAUAGAGAAAAAAAAUCCGAAAAAGCAAAACCACAGAAAAAGUUCAAGCCUGCUAGAGGGGUUAAAAACAAUAAAAGGGCUUUUUUCUUGUGUCCAAAGCAAAAGGUAGAAUAAGAAAAUCGUAGGGCUAUUACAUAGAGAAAAUGGCAAAAUGCCAACAGGGCAGAGCGAAAAGGCAGAACUUCCCAACACUUUCUUUGUCUUGGUGUUCUCCCAAAAGGAGAACAGUAUUCAGCCUGGGGAAAAAUGGAGCAGAUGAUGCAGUAGGGGAAAUGUAUUGCAGAAUAGGUAUAGAGGUAGUACAAGAAUACCUGGCUACCUUAAAUGAAUUCAAGUUUUGAAGGUCUUAAAAGAACUGGCAGAAAUGAUUUCAGAGCCACUGGCAAUAAUCCUUGAGAAUUCUUGUAGAACAGGAAAAAUCCCAGCAGACUGAAGAAGGGCAAACGUCCCCAUCUUCCAAAAAAAAAAAAAGGGGGGGGGGAGGAAUCCCAACAAUUCCUGCCCAGUAAGUCUGACAUCAAUACCAGGAAAGAUUCCAGAGCAGAUCAUAAACAAAAAGUCUGUGAACAUUUAGAAGGGAAUGCCAUAAUCACAUGGGUUUCUCAAAAACAUUUCAUGCCAGACUAAUCUGAUCUCUUUUUCUGAUAAAAUUUCUAUCUUGGCAGAUGAAGGGAAUGCCAUAGAUUACCAUAUCUUAAUUCCAGUAAGGUCUUUGACAAGAUCCCCCAUGAUAUUCUUGCAAAUAAGCUGGUAAAAUGUGGGUUAGACAAUGCAACUCUUAGGUGGAUUUGUAAUUUGUUCACUGGCCGAACUCAAAGGGUGCUCAGAAAUGGCUUUUCUUCAUCUUGGAGAAAAGUGAUCAGUGGGGUGCCACAGGAUUCUGUCCUGGGCCCAGUGCUAUUCAACAUCUUUAUCAACAACUUGGAUGAAAGAAUAGAGGACAUGCUUAUCAAAUUUGAUGAUACCA